AUGGGUUCGAUUCUGUCAAGUAUAGUCGGCGGCGGAGAGGCGGCGGCAGCUGAGUCAGCAUCCGCCGAGACGUCUGAAUCAGCUCGCGUCACCGCGUUCCAUUCAGCUAACCGCUGGCAGCGCUACUUCAAUUCCUCCAAGCAACUUAAUAAACUGAUUGUGGUGGAUUUCUCGGCAACGUGGUGCGGUCCCUGCAAAUUCAUGGCGCCGGUCUUCAAUGAGAUGUCUUCCAAGUACACUGAUGUGGACUUUGCCAAAAUCGAUGUGGAUGAGCUCUCUGAUGUGGCGAAGGAAUUCAAGGUAGAGGCAAUGCCAACAUUUGUGCUGUUGAAGCAAGGGAAAGAAGUGGAGAGGGUGGUGGGAGCCAUGAAAGAUGAGCUCGAGAAGAAAAUCCUUGAGCACAGGGAAGCCCCAAAAUUUGCUGCUUAA
Molecule: messenger RNA, 429 nt
Organism: Fraxinus pennsylvanica
Lineage: Eukaryota; Viridiplantae; Streptophyta; Magnoliopsida; Lamiales; Oleaceae
Source: the annotation of a GenBank genome assembly